AUGGAAGUUUUGCCGGACGAUGAAGAGUCGGGGCUGGAAACGAAGCCGUUGAAUGGAAUUCAGGAGGUGAUAUUUUUGGAGAAAAGUUGUGAUUUUUCAAUGUUUUUUUCAAAAGAAAUUCGAAAAAAAUUCGUGUUUCUAGGAAGUUUCGAAAAAUAGUUCAAUCGCUUUCUAUUGGACUUUUUCUUGGUUUUUUUCUUGAUUUUAAUUUUUUCUUUGUUUUUUUCGGGCCUUUUUUUCUACAGGAAAAUUACAAAAAAUAAAAAAAUUUCUAUCAUUUUUUUACGAGGCUUGAAUCAAAUAAUUUUUAAUUUUUCAUCAGAGAACUUUCACAGAAGCUUAUGUAUUUAUUGAAGAUUUUUUUAAACUUUAGGGAAUCCAUUCUUUUUUUCAAUACAAAGUCUCUGGGAAAAAUUAAGAAUGUUUGCAAAAAAAUUGUCUUCAAUUUAAGCAGUUUAUAUAAUUUUCAAAUUUUUAAAUUAGAAGGUCGGAUGGUUUUUAAGAUUUUUGAAAGAAUAGAUUAUUUUUUUAAAAAAAUAUCAAAUUUUUUCAAAAAAAAUGCAUUUGGUAGAUCGGAUGAUUUUUUUAAAACAAAUCCAGUGUCCACAAAAACAACCUAGGAUUGAAUUUCAUCAUAAAAAAACAAAAAGACACAAAUAUCUUCAAAACCCUGCCAAAAAUGACUUUUCCAGAUCCGAUCCCGUUUGCCUCCAUUAUGGGAGCUGAAAUUGGACCAGUUGGCCGAAUUCAUGGCCAAUCGUGUCUUGUAUAAUGAUGGUUUUAACAGAAAAGUUACAGAAAAAAAAUGUAUUAAUUUUUUUAAGGUGAGAUCAUUGCGUUUGACAAACCGUUUGGAAUGGCUUAUUCUGGCUCCAAGGAAAAUCGGCCGCAGUUUGAUCGCAUUUUACAGGCUGUCAAGGUGGGUAUGAGAAAGUUGAACAUAUUAAUCAUUUUUUUGAGAAGAAUUUUUGGAAAAACGUUGAAACGAAAUCAAUAUUAAAGAAUUAAAAAAAUGUUUAUUUAUGAGGAAGACGAAAGAACUUCAAAAUUUUUGGAUGAAAUUUCAAGUUCUCACGCUUCUUUUAGGAAUUUAUUGAAGGAAUUUCAAAGCCCUCGUUUUUUGAAACAUUCAAAUUACUCCCCUUAAUCGUUAGAAAGCAAUAGAGGGAAAAAUAUCGUGACUUUUUUGAGGAUCUCCAAAGUCAAUCUGGUUUUUUGUAUGUAUGACUUUUCAGAAUUCUCACCAGGGAAUGUUCUCAGCUCACAGUGGGGUUUCUGAAUGAGACUAGGCUCACAGAGACAUCUAAUUUUUCGACUUUGAGAGUCCCUAACUUUUUUCACAGGUCUCAAGGGCUACUUUUGAGCACAGAUUCGGAAUAAGCGUAGAAAAAUAAAUCUACAGUUUGUUCAGAUUUUAAAUGUCAAGUACAAUGACGUCAUUCGAAAGCGCUCUGUGAAUGGCUCGCUCUCUGAUUGGCUUUUCGGGCCAUUAGGGGCGGAGCUUGAGCGACGUCUUGACAUUCGAAAUCUGAACGGACUAUAGUGAGCCUAGUCUCAUUCAGAAACCCCACUGUGAGCUGAGAAAAUUCCCUGUCAGAUUUGAAAUAUGAAAUCACAUUUUUGAAGGCGAAAGUCGCUCCGAAAUGCGAACGAUUGUACGUCGUGAGGGCGCCGCCGAAGGACGAAUCCGGCGUCAUGGUCUUUGCCAAGUUUAAUUUUGAAAGAAACAGUCAUCUUGGGAAAAAAUGACUCAAUUUGGAAUAAUUGCAGCACUUAUUUUUGGAAUAUUUCUUUGGAAAAAAAUUCAUCAUUUUUUUAUAUCACGAUCUAAAUGUACCUUCGGGAAAAAAUAAUCAAAUGUACUUUUUUUCUUUUUCUCAAGCCUCAAGCUAGGCCAGGUUAAUUUACGGAACAAUUAGAAGUCUUCCUAAAGCUUUAAAUUAAUUUGAAUAGGCCAUCAUAUUUUUUUCAUUUUUUAGAAGCGCCUCCGUGCAAUCCGUUCUGCAGGGGCAAAUCAAAGAUGGUCUCUCCCAGCAAGUUUAUAGGUUUGCUCACGAAAUUAAGGAGAACUGUUCAGUUUUUGAAUGUAACUCCGCCCCCCGUAGCUACAGUACCUUUUCGCGUCGAUUAGUUAUAGCCGAUUAACGGCUUGGGACUCAAAGAGGCGUGGCCUGUCUGCGCUCUCCACUAACUGGACACGCCCUCUUUUUCAAAAAUCGUGUCAGGACCUUUUUAUCGAUGGCUCAAGCCAGCCAUGAGUCACGCUCUUUUUUUUCGAUCUUUUUUGGUCUAACGGCUUGGAAAAAAGUCGAAAGAUGAAGCGCUAUUGAAGGAUCAUCUUCACGCGCGAUCAAAAGAUGAUCGUGUCAGGACCCAUUUUUUCGGUGGAUCAAGCCAGCCACAAGUCAGCUAUAUCACGCACUUUUUUUGCCGAUCUUUUUCGGUCUAACUGCUUGGAAAAAGUCGAAAAAAUGAAGCGAUAUUAAAGGAUCAUUGUCACGCGCGAUUAAGUUAUACUGUAGCCACGGGGUCUUUCAAUUCAAAAUCUGAAAGAACUAUCCUGAAAAGGCUGUUUCAGAACGAUUGUCCGUGGAGUUUUACCCAAAGACGAUUUGACUAUCGAUAUCCCAUUGAUCAAACGUGUCGAGGGCGGGGAUAUGAAGGUGAUUUUUUGAUCAUUUUACGAGGAAUUUUGUGACUUCUUUUCUCAGCAACGUAUAAUUUUUCGCUAUUAAAAACCUUAUUUUAAGGUAUGAAUAAUUUUAACAUAAUUGGAAAGUUUUGAUGAUUUUUUCAAGUUUUCUUGUUGAAUUUGAGGUUGAAAGUCCUUCCCUAUAGGUGCAGGUAAAGAGAACCCUAGAGGGGACCCUAAGGUUGCCCCUAUAAGAACCAUUCUAGAGAUUUUUACGAAGGAAAGCGAAAGUAAUGUUUUUUUAAAUUUUGAUUAAAAAAAUAUAAAUUCGAAACAGGAAUAUGUUCUUGAAAAAAAGAUGAAAAAAAUUUCACAAAAAGUAUAUUUUUCCAGAUGAUCCAACUGAAAUCCAACAAUCAGCGAGGCGAAAUUCUAUACGUGAAAACGAAUUGCAAGACAAUAACCCGGGAUAAAUAUAUAUCUCAAUUGGAGGCCGUCACGACGGCUGGUUGGUGAUCCAAUUAUCUCGAAAAAUUCAAUAAAAUUAUUUUUCCAACUUUUUUUCUUGGAUUUUUAACAAAAAAAGGAAUUUAUGCUCAAUUUUAAAGAAUUCAAGAAACAGUUGUCUUAUGUAGUUUAGUUAGAAAAAUUAUGUAAAUAAAUACUUAUUUUGAAGCGAAGGUUCUUGGCAAGAUUUGAGGAAAUAGUGGGCAAAAAGAGAGUUUCAGUGAUUCAAAAAAAUAUCUGAAAAUUUAAGGUUUCUGUUUAGUUUGAAGGAAAAUUCAAAUCCUAUGGUUUUUUCAAAAGAAAAGUUCGAAUUUUAUGAUUUUUUUGAAAUAAAAAUUUUUUUAUUUCUCGCUCACAGACAGAUUCUAUGGCGGGUAAUGGUUGAAAAAAAUGUAUGCUUUAUUUUAAAAUCGGUGUAAUAUGUACAAUUAUUUUUUUAACCAGAAAUGAACCCAAAAAAAAACGAAUCAAUUCUUCAAAUUUUCAGAAGAAAAAAUGGUAAAAUAUCUCUUUUUGUCAGAAAAAAAAUGUCUUCAAAAUAUCCACUUUUCUAGAAGUGAGCCAUCAAGUCCGGGCCCAUCUUGGCUACUCGAAAUGUCCGCUGAUCGGCGAGCCCAAGUACAUUUCGACAAGUCCCAGGCCUCCCAAGUCGGAAUCUUAUUUGAACUUUCCAAGAAACAUCGAUUUAAUUGUAGGCUGCCCAAUUACACGCUCGGUCUUCUGAAUAUCAGCGAAAAUCAUACGAGAAAGCUGCCCAUGUUCCUCCACUGCAAGCAGGUUGGUUGAAGUUUGUAAAAACUUUUGAGAAGCUUCAGAGGUUUUUUCUAAAAAGAUUAAUCUAGUUUGGAAACAAAGAGUAGAAGAAUCUAUCCGGUUUUUAGAAAAAAAAAUCGGCUUUUCUGAAAAUCUACAGAUAAGCGCUGUGUAGAAGUUAUUAUUGAACCUUCUUUUUUCAAUAAGCUGGAAAAAUUUUAGUGGCCACUAUAGAGGCUCGCCAAGGACUACUUUGAGAACACACUAAAGUGGCCACUAAACCCACCUCUAUAGUGUCCACUAAUUUCCGUGUUAGUUGCCACUUCAGUAGUUUUUCAUGCAGUAUUCCUUCCAGUAACUCUUAUAAUUUUAAAACAAACAGAUUGGAUCAGUUAUGAUGGUCCAUUGACCCCUAAAGUGGCCGCUAACAUGUUUAGUGGUCCAGCAGUAGCACUUAGACCUCUAUAAUGGUCACUAAUUUUCAACCCCUUAAGUGGCCGCUAAUUUAACACCUGUAAUGGCUACUAAAACUUCAAAAACCCUAUAGUGGCCACUAAAAAUUUUUUUCACAGAGUCGUCCUGUAGUUUUUAAUGCGAUUUAAUAAAGAUUUAUCUCCAAAAAAACUGUAGGAAAUUGGAAUUUUCUACUAUUAACAGUGAGUUAAAAGCUCGUAAAGCAAAACAUUCUGGAAUUUCGAAGAGAACAAGUGACAUUUGACAAGUUCUUCGAGUUGUACUACGCUUGGAAAAAUGAAAAAGUCUAGAAAAUGAUCACCAUAAAGUCUGAAAUUUCAGGUAACCUACCAACCUCUACGAGCAAAUGCGGAACCGAUCAGAAUCGGAGUUCCUGUACCGGAUCAUUUCAAUUUCGUCCUGAAACGGUUGAGAAUCCUCAAAAAGGCUGCUAGAUUUUUGAUAUUUUUUUAUAGAAAUUAUUAUAUUAAUAUAGGUUUUUAGGUUGUUAUAGUACAGCUUCUUGUUGAUUAGUCAAAUUUUUUUCUGAUUUUUAUAAUUUUCUAAACUUGAAGAUUGUUUUUUACCCUGUUAUAGCCCAUUCUGCGCCACGUUUUUCUGCUGCAAAAAAGAUCGUACACCAAAUUUCGCUUCAAGACCUUUGUUUUUUACACUUUCUAGAGCAAAUGUGCAAAAAAAGUGGUGAUUACGGUAGCUUUUUGUCUCCUGUGCUUCAAAAACGUGACCUUCUAGCGCGGAAAACACUAUAUUUGUUGAUUUCAUUGUUAAUAAACUUUUUAUUUUGUUUUUUUGGAUCAGUUUUGCUUUAUCCGUUGUAGUUCCAACCGGAUUGGAUAUUUUUUCGCCCUUUUUUCGAUUUUUCCCAGAAUUGAUCUUCGAAAUUGAAGAAAAUAUGGAAUUGUGCAUUUCGGACGAUGGUGAGGAGCCGUUACCAAGUUCAUCGGAGCUUUCGAAAGAUUUGGGGCAAGGUUAGUGGAAAUUAUAUAUUUUUAUGGAACAUUUAUCAAUAAGUUUUGCGAUAUCUGAUUCUAAAAAGGUAAGAAAUCACUGCCAAAGAAUCGAAUAGAAAUUCAAAAUUUUUGCCUUUAUAAUAAAAUAAUACUGACUAACAAAAAAAAAAUCAAAGAGAAAUUGAAGAAAAUUUCGAAUUUGUCACAUUUUUUUCAUUUUUUCAAUGAUUUCGAACCUUUAAAAAAAUUUUUACACCCGAUUUAGCUAAAUUUUGUACUUGUUUCAGGAAUUUUUGUCAAUGAGGUACUAGUUUUUGUAAUUUCAAGCAUUGGAAAAGUUGGAAUAAACCUUUUUUGAGCUUUUUUUUUGUUUUGAGAAGCGUUGAAAAUAGAGCGGUUUUUUUGAACGUUAAGUUGAAUUCCCUUGACAUUUUUAUCAAAAAGACGAAGAUUUCGAUGUUUUUAAUGUUAUUCUACAUUUUUUUGAACGAAUUCUUUAUUUAUUUGGUUAUUUAUUGACUUUUUUUCAAGUUCUCUUGUACCUAUUCCAAUGAUCAAAUUUACUUCCUUCUUCAUGAAAAACCUUUCAAGAUUUAUUUUUCCCAGGAGAUGCCACUCCAAAUCUUGGGAGGAUUGCAAAAGUGAUACGUUGGACGUCGAAAUCUUCAUCGGAAUCAAGGGAUUUUUUGCAAGUCGCCUCAGCCGCCAAUGAAGAUCCGGAACUUAGGGCCAAAUUUAUGGAAAAAGUUCGCGCCUUUUAUGGCGUCGACAAGGCUCAGGUAAUCCAUAACUUUUUUCACCUUCCCGAAUUUUUUUGAAUCUCAGAGCAAAUUUAAAAAUAAACUCGUUUUUUGACGAAUCUUUGAUCGAAGUUUUGAAUUUUUUUCUCAAUCUCACUAUUUUUUGUAGGGCUCCAUUCAUUUAUCCUUUUCAAAUUUUAGUUUUUUAAAAAAGUUCUUUGCAGAAAAUCGUCCUCAAAUUUUCCCUCAAGAAGCUCCCCGUUGAGGGUUUGGAUUUGAAAUGGUAUUUUUUCAGAUUUUCUCCGAAAGUUUUCGGUUUAACUUUAGGGAGCGUCGAAUGCAAUAUCUCUACCGCCGCUUUUUGGAAUUGGAAAAACUGCUCUGGAAUUUGUCGACCCUCGGUGGCGCUUAUUCGGCCAUGGGCGAUUACGAUUUGAAAUUUGUGGGUUCAUUUAUUUUUUUUCAAACUUAAUCGUUCAAAAAAGUUCUCCAGCUGCUUUAGAAGUUGGGGAGAACAUUUUGGGCUUCAAAAAAAAGUUUUCAAUAUAAACAUUUUUAAUUUUGAGAGUAUCUUAAUUUAAAGCUGUAUGCAUGGAAGUUGAAAAUCCGUGAAAUUUUUAGAGAUUUUCGACUUUUGAUUGAACCUUAAAAUGAUUUUUCUAAAGAUAGUGAAGUUCUGAUGCCUACUUCAUAUACGCUUCAGUUUCAUUUUAAAUCACGAAGCUCAUUUCGCGCUCGUUUAUUUAUUUCCUCGUUGAAUAAAAAGUUCUGUAAUCACUAAGAAUAACUGACGAGAUAAACGCGAGGUCGGUACAUUGAUGAACUCGCAAAAAUGUCGCUUUUUUCUAGGCACCAUCUCGCAUUUUUCUGGGCGCGAGCUCGCAUUUAUCUUGCAUUUCAGAAAUUUUCAAAUUGCGAGAGAAAUGCGAGCUCGCACCUAGAAAAGUGCGAGCUGGCGCUCAGAAAAAUGCGAGACCGGCGCGAGAAAAAAUGCGAGAUGUUUGCGAGCUCGUCAAUGUACCGCCAGUGUCUCGCGUUUAUCUCGGCAGUUAUUCUUAGUGUUAGUGAGCUCGGAAAAAAAGUUUUUUUGUCGACUUUUUUUAAAUUAUGAAAGUAUCUUAAUUUAAAGCUGUAUGCAUGGAAGUUGAAAAUCCGUGAAAUUUUUAGAGAUUUUCGACUUUUGAUUGAACCUUGAAAUGAUUUUUCUAAAGAUGGUGAAGUUCUGAUGCACGGCGUUCUUGGCAGUGAAAGAAAAUGCAGAAAAAAAUAUCAAGGGCGGGCGUCGUAAGUCGUACGGCAGCAGUAGUUUUUUCUGUGCAGGACCCGUUUUCUUAUGAACAGACUCACUAACCAUAGAUUUACUGGGAAUCAGAAAAAAAUGCGUUUUUCAACUAACUUUUUUUAAAUUAUUUAUAAAAUUUUUUUAGCGUUUUUUUGUAGGGUUAUUGUCAUUACCCAGGUACUUUCACGUAGUUUAGAGCCGGUUUCGUGUAUUCUGGAGUCAAAUUGAAAUGGACAUGGCAGUUGAAAGUUUUUAUUUUUAUAAUUAACUCAAAUUACAUGAUUGUUCCUAGUUUUUUUGAUGGUUUUUUUCGAACUAUAUUAAACAUUUCGGUCUCCAAGGUUUUUAAAUUUUUUUGGUUUCUAUCCAUUAUUCGACUUUCUGAAGCGGAAUUUCCAAGGUUCAAAAAUUAUUCUUUUUUUAGGGGGCUCUUCUCAAAUUUUUUUGUUUAUUCUUGUUUCAUAUUUUAUUGAUUUUUCGGACGCGAGGCAACCUACCAGAACAAUAUUUUCUGUUUUUCUUUCGUUAUCCGCAAUUUAGAGUUUUUACCUUUUAUGAUCGCUGCUAUACAUUUUAUAUGAUGUUCAAAUUUUUUUCAACUUCAUAUUCUUCAAAUAGAGAAGAUUUCAUAAUGUUCGGAAGCCAUUAGCUUAAUAUUCCAAACUUUGAGAUUGUAAAAAACAUUUUUGGAGUAUGCGAUAAUGCGUCCCGGUGCGUUUACACCAUAACUACCAUAAUUCACGGAACGUUUCGACUGACGUACCGAAAAAACGCCGUCGAUGCCUACUUCAUAUACGCUUCAGUUUCAUUUUAAAUCAUAAAGCUCAUUUCGCGCUCGUUUAUUUAUUUCCUCGUUGAAUAAAAAAACUAAAAUCGUGAAAAGCUAGCGCGGAAAAGGCUAUAGCUAUAGUUGAUUCACGGCUGGCUUGAGCCAUGCAAAAAAGGUCCUGACACGAUAAGAAAAAGAAGACACUGUCUGGCUGAUGGAGAGCGCAGACAGGCCACGUCCCUUAGUGUCCUGUGCUGGCCGCGAAUAAGCUAUAUAUAAAAUAUAAACAUAAACACAAAAAAAGUUAUUUCAAAAAAAUUUCAGGCGGAAACGGCAGCGGAGAUCAGCCGCAAGCAGUUGAAAAUCGCCCACGAAAUCGGCGAUCCGACGAUCGUCGCCCGUUGUCACCUCUAUCAGGCCUUGGCUGAUGCUCAACGCGGCGACUUUCAGAAGGCGUUGAAGAUUGUGAAGUUCGUGCGAGUUUAAACAUAAAAAAUUGAUCCAUGAAUUUUUAAUUAAUUUUUAAUUUGUUUGAAAAAAACGGAUGUAAAGCGGAACUUAGGUAAAUUGUGCGCUUAUGAAAGCUUCAAAAAAGUGGCAGAACAUCAAAAAUAAUUUGUUCGGUUAGGUUGAACGCUUCUCCACCGUUUUUUCGCGAAAAAUUUUUUUGCGCCUUCAUUACAUCUCCUUCGAAGCAAAAUAAGUAACAAGUAUAAAAAGAAAAUGGCGGAAACUAUCUUGAUUUGUUGUUAGCGCAAAAAAAGACAGGAAAACGUUUUUUUUUUUUUAAUUUUUAUUAAGACAAGACGGAGAAAUUGAAAAAUGAUAGACUGUCGUAGCGUCCGACGUUCAUGACGUGAACACCUGCUGCACACAAACACAUUUAAUUUGACGCGCAAACUGCUUCAUUGACCACGUCUUUUUAAUAUUAUUUUUUUCUUUUUUAGUUCUAAUUUUUGACAUUUCUUCUAAUUUUUGACAUUUUCAGGGCGAUGUACUCCUGGGCGGUCAAAGUGGACCACAACGAGCUUGUAGAAGCGUGUGCUCGUGGCGUUGCCCGAAAGAUUGUCGCUAUUCAAAAGUUAGGAACGGUCGCUCUGCCCGCCGCGGUUAGAAAUUAAUUUUUCCUUCUCUUGCUUUAUAUGGCUUGAAUCACUUAUCGAUCGAGCUUAUAAUUAAUUUUUUUAGCGUUUCUCCGAUUUAUCGAGCUUUUGUUAUUUUUAAAUAGAAUUUUAAAGCGUGAGCUCCGCUUGCAAAAUUUUCACUCAAUUGUUGAGUUUGUCCUGCCGGUUCUUCCUGACUUUCAAUUCUAUUCGCGACGAUCCGUUUUUGUAUUGUUCAAAGUGUAUAAAGUAUGGCUGCCUUUUUUUUCAAAAAAACGGAAGAAUAUUAUACGAACUAUAUAAGUUGGUCACGUGAUUUUUUCAAUUAUUCGAACUAAUGGACGUUCUUUGGGUUGUAGUUGCAUCAGUUGAAAACACAUAUUCAGUUCAGAAGAUGGCGAUGUGA
Messenger RNA from Caenorhabditis auriculariae, 9616 nucleotides. The record is from the annotation of a GenBank genome assembly. Lineage: Eukaryota; Metazoa; Nematoda; Chromadorea; Rhabditida; Rhabditidae.